Molecule: messenger RNA, 1333 nt
Organism: Petromyzon marinus (sea lamprey)
Lineage: Eukaryota; Metazoa; Chordata; Hyperoartia; Petromyzontiformes; Petromyzontidae
Product: neuropeptide FF receptor 2-like
Biological process (GO): G protein-coupled receptor signaling pathway
Cellular component (GO): membrane
Molecular function (GO): G protein-coupled receptor activity
Source: RefSeq, a predicted model, not a curated record
ACAGCCACCAACAGCGGUGGCGAACAUCUGAACCGUCCUCGGCCUCCUCCUAGGUCGGCUCAGACUUAAAUGGGCACGUUGACGCGUUGUGUACGAAUCGCCACUGGUGAGACAAAGGCGGCCGGGCGUGGUGCAGGUCACCCGUUCGUGCGCCCUUCCAGCCUUCAUCGCUCGGGUCCCACUCGCUAACGGCACUUGCCCCAACAGCUGGUGUGGCCUACACGGGGGACUUUUGUCUUUGCGCGUGGCUAUCGCGCGCGCUCUGAGCGAGGUGACUAACGAAAGCUCUUGGGGGAACGAAUCGAUUGAUGACGUGGCAGAUGAAGGAUUGAAGGAACAAUGGAUUGAAGUAGCAGGAGAAUGAACUCGGGAAUGAAAGAGCUAGGGACCUUAGGGACAACGGCGAGCAAAGCAGCAGUAGAAUCGAAUGACUGAUGACCGUGGUAAAUGCAGAACAUGCGUUAUAUAAUGCAUUCAGGAAUGAAACAGCGAAGGAAUUGGUGAACGAAUAGAUCCGAUCCGUGAAGCAGUGAAGAACCUGAGAGUGAAUUAUCGAAGGACAUCACCUUGGUAGUGAAGGAACGAACGGAGCAGCGAAUGAGCUGGGUGAUGAACGAGUGAAGGACCUGAUACGCGAAGGCACGGCCGAGGUGGCCCUCGGCGCCGCGAUGCCGCCGCUGCCGCCGCUGCUGCUGCCAGACGAAGUGACCCUCAACCCGGGGUCGAGCCCAGACCCUGGGACCCCGAGCCCCCCCUCUGCUUCCUCCCCGGAGACGUCUUCAGCAGGGGGGGGCUCCCUGUUGCUGUACCCCGGCUUCCCCUGGGCCGGGCCGGGCGAGACGGCGGCCAAGGUGCUGGCUUACCUCGUCAUCUUCAUGCUGUCCCUGGGAGGGAACCUCCUCAUUCUCCUCAUCCUCAGCCGCGGCCCCGCGAACUUCGGAAUGAGGCCUUACAUCGCGAACCUGGCCGCCUCGGACCUGCUGAGCGCAGUGUUCGGGAUGUGGUUCGCGUGCGUCAACCACCUGCUGCCCACGUGGGUGUUCGGCGACUUCUUGUGCCACCUCACCACGCUCGUGCAGGGCGUGACGUUCAUGAGCAGCGUGUUCACGCUGGUGGCCGUGGCCCUAGACCGGCUCCGCGCCGUCACGAGGCCCCUGAGCCCGCGGCCCCCGCGGCGUCUCAUCGCGGGGGCCCUCGCCUCCAUGUGGCUCCUGGCAGUGGCGCUCAACCUCCCCGCCGCCCUCUUCACCGACCAGGAGUGAGUGACAUCCGGCGCUGGGGGGCAGGGGGCUGGUCGACCUGGUGGCGAGUGACAGGGAGAGAAGACACGUGG